GACUAAGCCAGAGUCGGGGGUGCGCAGCCGUUUGCUCCAACAGACACCAACGGUGUCCCGGGAUGGUACGGUUCUAACAACGAGGCUGAACUGCUGGUCGCUUCGAUCAUCCUCUCUUUACACGAUGUUAGCGAAUGCUACAGGUGAAGUGUUCAGACUAGCAAAGUCAGGUGUUAUCCAGGCAUCUUUCACGCUGUUAACCUUCCCAGUCCAUUUGCUGGGUCGCAUACGGAGGUUAGGCGCAGAUGACAGAUGGGUGCAUAAUUCGCAGAAUUUGUUGGCCUUCGCAGAAAGGCAUGACCUGCACUCCAAUGAAGUCUUUUUAUCACAGUCUCUUCCCCCACCCGUCUCCACCCCUUUACCAGGUCCAUGGAGCUUUCUGACAUCUUGGUAUGUUUUUGGGUUAAUCAUGAUGGCAGUUCUCUUACAUCGUAUACGGAACAUCGUAGUCCCCAGGGACCAAUUCAUCAACCGUUUUACUCGCUCCAGAAGGCUCCGUACAUUUCCGUACUCUGCCAUUCCUUCGGUUUUCCCCUUGGAUUUAUCGUCUUCGAUAAGUCGUCUCGUGCUGCGUUCGCCCUCACUAUACUUCAUAUUCAAGAUGGUCGUUAUAUGGCUCAUUGUCCUCGCUCAAGCGGCCGACAAGUUUCCAACGUGGAACUCGUCGUGGUUGCAGUCAGUGGGGACUUAUGUCGCCAAAAGAGAAACAGCGGACCUCUGCUGGUCCACUUUUUGCGCUGUCUGCAGUGUUUUAUGCAUGGAAGGACUGACACAUGGUUUAGAAGGCGGAACGCACCGCCCUUCGCCAUUUAAUUUGCUCGGCUAUGCAUUUCUUUUGCAUACCUACUCUUCCCCGGUGACUCACUGGAUAAUGCUCGAGGGCUCAACUUCACGGCCAGACAAGCAUGUCGUAUUUACUAUUCUAUUACCUUUGCUUCAGCUCGCAGUCAUUCACUUGAUUGGGAUUAAGCAAGAUUGGUCAUCACAUCGCCUCAUUCCAUCGGCGUUUGUGUCGUUUCUUACACUCACUCACUUCCAUUCAGUUCUGUGGCUAUCAGAUUCAUCUUAUCCUCUGCUCAACUACGUGCCUUGCCUGUUUGAAUCUACCCUUCUAGCCGUCGUAUUUCUAGCUCUUUUCCUCAAUGCCUUUACCCAAAUUGCCACAGAGGGCACGGUCUCCCGUCUCCUAUUUGGCCACCAAGCUGCUCUUCUUCCCCAAUGGGACGAAGACUUCUCGGUCGCAUUGUUACGCAUGGGUACGGCAAGUCUCGAGGCGUCGAGCGUAUUGGGCCUUGGGAACCAAGUAGGGGGUAUUGCUGCGGUCGCGCCCCUUCCCUUGAACGAUGGAACUGUGGAACUGAAUCGCUUGGGGGUGGCUUCGCUUUCUCCGGCUGUCGCAGGUUCCGUCAAACACCGUCGUUUCAAAAAAGGUUUUUCCAAUGAAAUCAAGACCGUCAAGGUCACAACCACUGGAGGGAACGUCUGGGUAGAUAUGGCUUGGUGCAGGGAGCUUGCAAGGCUCGGAGUGAGUGUGGUGCGAUGUGUCAGGGGGCUGAUAAUGAAAUCCUGGAAUGUACUCAAACGGAGGUCGCGAAAGCCGCCCAACUUUCCUCCUCGACGUAUAGUAGUCAGGAGCGAGGCCACCAAGAGUGAGCGGAAUCAAGAUCUAGAUACCGAUGAAGCCGAAGAAGAAGAAGAAUUGUACGAAAGAUUCAUUAGGGGAGAAUCCAUGGACGAAGACGAUGAAGAUUUUGAAUAUUACCCCUCCGAACCGGAGCAGACCGGCUCCAAUAGCCCUACUUCAUCGAGGUCUGAACAUGGCAGCGAGGAGGAGGAAGAAGACGAAGAGGUUCUACGGCAAGACACAAACGAGACUGUGAACUUGUUUUCGGACCUCUCUUCCGCUCCCUCGGCCAUGACUUCUGCCUCGGUUUUGGUGGCACAUAUGACUCAUAAUUCCUCGUUACCAAUGACGAGACAGCGAUUCCAGCACCUUAUGUCGACACCUUCUCACCGCAGUGACAGCCUCCUCAGCGACUGGAGUGACGUUGCUGCGAUCCGACGAUCAUCUUCCAGCGGUACUGGAGACUCGCACACCGAGGCAGGGAGAAAUUGUGUGAUAUGCACAGUUGAGCCACGCCAAAUCAUAUGUUGGCCAUGUCGAUGUCUCGCGGUGUGUGAUGACUGCCGCGAAAAUCUUGCAUCCCGUUCGUCCGCAUCUACUCACACGUGUCCUUGCUGUCGAAGAAAUGUGGAUGGGUAUUCGAAGAUCUACAUCCCCUAAUCCCAAUGCCUUUAUUGGGUGUAAUCCAAUAAUGUAACAUUACAAUGGCAGACGUCGCUAUUCCUGUCGUGGAUCGUAGAUGAUUGCGUGUUCUAUUAGUCCCCUAGAUCUAUUCUUGCAUAUCUGUUUUGACAAGAUAACGUGUGCGGGGAAGACCCGGCCUAGUUGCAAGACAGGAAUGUACUAUAAUACAAGGUCGCACGUAUCAGGGAAAACAUGAGUCUACAUAGACUAGCAUACAGGAACGAA
This is a messenger RNA of Suillus subalutaceus, 2533 nucleotides long. RefSeq lists its product as uncharacterized. The coding region runs from base 125 to 2284 and encodes 719 amino acids. Lineage: Eukaryota; Fungi; Basidiomycota; Agaricomycetes; Boletales; Suillaceae. Gene Ontology annotation, molecular function: ubiquitin protein ligase activity. The record is from RefSeq and is a predicted model, not a curated record. Gene Ontology annotation, biological process: protein ubiquitination; ubiquitin-dependent protein catabolic process. The transcript has 6 exons.